CAACGCGAGCAAGACAGACUUCCGAUCAUCAGGUCGAGCGAGGAAAAGAUCUGCGUGAUACUGAAAACCGAAACGGUCAAGCGUAACGUGCGUCCGAUGAAUACGUGGUCGCAAGUGCUGAGCUGAUAGAAGUGAUGAGCUGAAGUCGGAGUGUGUGAGUGUGUGUGCGCGGUUCGCCGCCGCAGCUCGGGAUCGCGUCAAUGAAUCGGAGUGUGGUGUUGUCCCCUUAUUGAAGAUACGUACUGCUCGGAUUCGGGGCAGUCGAAUCGAAGUUCAUCGACAAUGCCCCCGGCGCCGUCCGGAGGAGAAUUCCAACAAACAGCCAAGGGCCCUUGUUGCAGAAGUGAGGAGUGAUGCGGACUCUCAACGACUGUUUGGUCCCGAUAGGACCAACCGUGUUGUACAUCGUUCUCGUGUCAGCACUCGUCUGCUCGGCUGAUGGCAACGGGGAAGAGCUUCCUCAGAAAUCGGCAACGCAAGGUGACAACGUCAUCUUAGAUUGCCCAUUUGAAUAUCCUGAUGGAACUCCGGUGCCCUACCUGGUGCAAUGGCACAAGAAAGACCACAAAAUCCCCAUCUACAUAUGGUAUGAUGGAUAUCCACCCCACGCGUCUGACGACUACAAAGAUAGAGUCUCAUUGUCAGGAAAAUCGUCUCUCAAUCUGACCAGCGUGAGAGAGUCUGAUAAGGGCUGGUACGAAUGCAAGGUGUUUUUCCUGAGCCGUGAAACCAUGAAAAAUGGCACUUGGAUUUAUCUCGACGUCUUAGCUCCACCGCACUUCCGCUCAAAGCCACCUGAAAUUCUCUACGUUAAGGUGGGCGAAUCUCUUGUGCUCCCCUGCAAGGCAGACGGUACGCCCGCACCCCAACUCAUCUGGGAGAAGGAAGGACAGCUGGUCGAGGAAGGAAUCGAUAAGCACGUCGUCAUUACGGAGACUGAACUCAAAAUCGGUUCUCUGCGCCAAACAGAUGUCGGCGAAUACGUCUGCGUGGCUAAAAACUCACAAGGCUCAGUCAGCACUAGCUCGAAGGUGAUCAUCGCCGGGCCCGCCGUGAUUACCUCGCCCCCCACCAACCUCACAAAGCUCGAAGGAAAUCAUGCCGAGUUUAUUUGCGAAGCCAAAGCGCUUCCCGCUAACAUCACUCACCGGUGGCUCUAUAAUGGCGUCGAUAUAGCCAAGGUCAGCUGGCUCCACGCACGGAUCCUUCUGCGUCAAGACGGGACCCUGUUCAUAUAUCCCACGUCUGCGGAAGAUUCCGGAUGGUACACCUGCGAAAUUUCGAAUGGCAUCGGCCAACCCGACACCGCCACUGCAUACCUAAACGUGGAAUACCCUGCACGGGUGAAUUUCACACCCAACUUCCAAUACAUGCCGCUGCAUCUACCUGGAAUGAUCCGAUGCUUCAUCCAGAGCAAUCCGCCGAUUCAAUUCGUGACUUGGUUCAAAGACCGGCGGCCGUUUGAUGCUAACACCAUGAGUGAUUUGGUCAUGUUGAACAACGGGAGUUUGUAUUUUCAAAAUGUCACGCAUGAACAUCAGGGUCGAUAUCUGUGUUCACCUUUCAACAUACACGGGACGGGUGGCGCUUCAAAAAUCAUGGAAGUACUCGUGCGGGAACCCCCUAUAUUCAGUUUGAAGCCAAAGGAAAUAUACCAGCAGCCACGCAAUACGGAAAUAUCAAUGAGCUGCGAAGGCAGGGGGCAGCCGCAGCCAACGGUUACGUGGCGGAGAGCCGACGGUCGAUCUCUGCCUAAACAACGGCACCUGAUAAAUAAAGGCAAUCUGACUUUGAAAAGCAUCCAGAAAGAAGACCACGGCCGUUACGAGUGCAUCAUCCAGAAUGAAGUGGCCACGCUCGUCACGUCCAGUUUGCUGCUUGUAGAAAGCACUACCCCACACGCACCUACAAACGUGUCAGUGAACACGUCGGCCUUCGCGGCAACCGUGUCCUGGCUGCCUGGCUACGACGGUGGACACAAGCAGGAAUACAUCAUUUGGUACCGGCUAGCCCAUCAAGAAGAUGUCGACUGGAGAACGAUACGUGUCGUUCCUGAGAACGCAGUGUCUCUUACCAUCCACAAUCUUCAGCCAGAGUCAACCUACGAGUUCCAAGUUCUUUCCCGGAACGCCUUCGGCGACGGGUAUUUCAGUGAGAAGAUCCUUGCCAACACCAGCAAGUGGAAUUACAUCGAAGGCGCCUACCCAACGGAUGCGUAUGGAGCCACGUACAUACCAACCGUGAAUCGGACGCCGUCAGGUCCGAAACCACCACAGCCUCAGAGCGUGGUCGUCAAAGAGCCUCAACCGAGUCAAACGGGCAUACACGUAUCGUGGCUCCCUCCGUCACAACCGAAAAAUUCCAGCGUGCCGAUUGCGUACUACACCGUGGAGUACAAGCUGGAAUCGAGCAAUGCAUGGACGCGCUCGAAGUCCAACAUUGUUCCUGGGCCAAAUCAGGCGAUGCAGAGAAUGCAGUACAUUUUGACCGACUAUCCAACGCACGCUCACAAGUUGAUUAUUCGAGUUGUUGGCUACACGCUGAUGGGGGCUUUUCAACCGUCUCCGGAAAUCAGUUUACUACUCGCGGAGAACGAGCGGAACACGAAGAAAAGACAACAAGCCAUACUAUCAGGUAUGCGGGAAAAUGACCCCCUCCUUUCGAAGCGAGAGAUUGAAACCGGGACUCUCCAGAAUCGCAGAAUUCAUUCCCAAUUCCCAUUCAUUCCACACUGAGGAAAGUCAUACUAAGGGGUGAUUGACAAUCUUUUAGGAAUCAUCGGUGGAAUUUUGUUCUUUCUGGUUGCCAUCAUAAUGUCGCUGUGCGCCGUGAAAAUUUGCAACAAGAAGAAGCGGCGACGGACAGAGAAAGCAUACAUGAUGGUCACGUGCGCGCAGGGCACACAACCGGGACCGAUUUCCACGGGAACACUCGCUGAUGUAUGCUCACAUACGCAAAGCAGUCCUAUGUCCAUCAAGAAAUGA
Molecule: messenger RNA, 2984 nt
Organism: Galendromus occidentalis (western predatory mite)
Lineage: Eukaryota; Metazoa; Arthropoda; Arachnida; Mesostigmata; Phytoseiidae
Product: protein turtle
Biological process (GO): cell-cell adhesion
Molecular function (GO): protein binding
Source: RefSeq, a predicted model, not a curated record